This is a messenger RNA of Ochlerotatus camptorhynchus, 1870 nucleotides long. RefSeq names its product calcitonin gene-related peptide type 1 receptor-like. The coding region runs from base 145 to 1563 and encodes 472 amino acids. Gene Ontology annotation, biological process: adenylate cyclase-modulating G protein-coupled receptor signaling pathway; cell surface receptor signaling pathway. The record is from RefSeq and is a predicted model, not a curated record. Gene Ontology annotation, molecular function: calcitonin receptor activity. Gene Ontology annotation, cellular component: plasma membrane. NCBI's taxonomy places the organism in Eukaryota, Metazoa, Arthropoda, Insecta, Diptera, Culicidae. The transcript has 10 exons.
UGGAGGCUAGCCAGGGAAGAAGCAUGGCCAGUCUUGGUGCGAAAGUAAAAUGUUACCGGGUGGAUUCUGAAAUGUUACGCCCGGUGUGUAACUUUGUGAUUUAUCUGUUUAUGGUGGUGGUGGUUGUUGUUGAGGCCCUGUAGGAUGACCGAGAACAAGGAGGAGCUACAAAGGAACCAAAGCGGAUUAUUUGCGGACGAGAACCAAGGCAGGAAUCCGUCUCCCAUGGCGAUGGACGAGCACCCCGCCGUCGUCGUAGCCUCCCAAGAUAGCGCGCAGUAUGACCGGCUGAAAUAUUCCGACCCGGAAACGCUACUACGACAUCUGUACAACACGUGUAUGAGAAACGUCGUCAACAGCAGCGGCAGCGGCGAGAAGUUUCCUGUUGAGCAAGCCGCAGAACUGAAAAGCAUCAGUCCGAAUGCCCAACAUCAGCUACAAGAGCAACAGACGCAACUGUUCUGCCCCCGUCGCUUCGAUGGGUGGACCUGUUGGGAUUCCCAACCAGCCGGUACGGUCGCCCAAAACUAUUGUCCCAACUUUGUCCGCGGGUUCGAUGCCAACCGCUUGGCCUACCGGAUCUGCCAUCCCAAUGGAUCGUGGUUUAUCCAUCCGGAUUCGAACCGGGAGUGGUCCAACUACACCAACUGCGUUGACCUGGAGGAUAUGAAGUUCCGCCGGUUGGUGAACGACCUGUACAUCGGUGGCUACACCAUCUCGCUCGUAACGCUCAUCGUAUCGCUGUGUGUCUUCUUUAGCUUUAGGACUCUGAAAUGUACUCGCAUACGCAUUCACAUCAACUUGUUCAUCUCGUUGGCGCUGAGCUGCUUCUUUUGGAUCGUCUGGUACAAGUUCGUCGUCGAAGAUCCGGAUGUGACCAACAAGGGUGGGAACUGGUGCAUCGCGCUACACAUCCUGCUGCAUUACCUGAUGCUGGUAAACUAUUUCUGGAUGUUCUGCGAGGGACUCCAUCUUCAUCUGGUGUUAGUGAUUGUUUUCAUCAAAGAUGCAAUAGCAAUGCGUUGGUUUUUCACCGUCGGUUGGAUUCUUCCGGUGGCGCUCAUAUCAAUCUAUGCAACCGUGCGGAAUAAGUACACGCUCGACACGGAACACUGCUGGAUGAACGAAAGUCACGCGAUGUGGUUGCUGACGAUUCCAGUGUGCUUCUCACUCAUUACCUCGCUCGUGUUCCUCGUCAACGUGGUCCGAGUUCUGCUGACCAAGCUGAACUCCACCUCGCCCAAUCCGGCCCCACUCGGUCUGAAGAAAGCCACUCGAGCGACACUGAUUUUGAUUCCGCUGUUUGGUCUGCAACACAUCCUGCUGCCGUUCCGUCCGGACAAGGGAUGCGAGCUGGAACGCUACUAUCAGGUGGUGUCGGCGGUGCUGAUUAGCCUGCAGGGUGCGUGCGUUUCCUGUUUGUUCUGUUUCGCCAACCACGACGUGAUUUUUGCCAUCAAAUGUCAGCUGAGCCGGUGCUUCCCGGAGCUGGUGCACCAUCCGUUCCGCGAGAGCUACAACGGGGGCCAACCGGCGACGCAGAGCCGCGAUAUGGUCGUAUGACUGUUGGGCUUCCGGCGCGGAACGAAGACGACCGGAAGUCACGAGGUUAUCGGCGAUUGCAUCGAGGGAGGGGUUUAGACGGUGACGCGGGGAUUCAAUGUACAAAACUGAACAAAUAAACCAAAUAUUUUGUGGGUGUUAUCUGUGGAACGGGAGACCUAUUCGAGAGGAAGAGAUCCUAUAUUUUCGAUGUGUUGAUCGGAUAGAUGUGGUUUUAUGCUAAUGGUGAAUUUUAUCGAAAUCGUUGAACCUGUAGUAGUGAAUGAAAAUUGUGCCAAAUUUAAAUUGAAGAGAUAAACCCAUCCAA